This is a messenger RNA of Macrosiphum euphorbiae (potato aphid), 1599 nucleotides long. Lineage: Eukaryota; Metazoa; Arthropoda; Insecta; Hemiptera; Aphididae. The record is from the annotation of a GenBank genome assembly.
AUGUUCAACAACACGAGCAAUCUACUGCUGCAGACCAUGUUGUACUUGGCGCAGACGGACAACAUCACAUUUCCGUUGAACUACACAGCGGACGCGAACAACGUCAUUUUAGAAGGCGAUAACGUGGAGGUCAAGUGCUACGGCGAGUACGGUUGUUUCUCGGUGGCCGGGCCGUGGCAGGACGUCUCCUCCAGGCCGGUAAACGUGUUCCCGGAAAAACCGGAAAAGAUCGCGCCGAGGUACUGUCUGUACACUCGCAACAACAGGAACGUAUGCCAAUACCUGAACCACAAGGACCGCAAUUCGGUGAUCACGUCUCACGUGAUCCCGUCGAUGCCCACGUACUUCAUCACGCACGGGUUCUUGGAGGGCGGCGACAGGCCGUGGCUGAAGGAAAUAGCCCGACAGAUCCUGCGACGGUACGAUGCCAACGUCGUAAUCAUUGACUGGGAACAGGGUUCGGGGUCACCGUACACGCAGGCCGUGGCCAACAUACGGAUGGUGGGCAGGAUAACAGCACACCUGAUAAACGUGAUAAGAACAGAACUCGGAUUAAACGUCGGCAACGUUCAUCUAAUCGGACAUAGUUUAGGAUCGCAUCUCUGCGGUUACGUCGGAAGCGUACUGAAGACGAACUUUGGCGUGACGGUGGGUCGAAUUACUGGUCUGGACCCGGCUGAGCCCCACUUCAGCCAGACUGACCCAAUGGUGAGGUUAGAUCCUUCGGACGCCAUGUACGUGGACAUCAUACACACCGAUUCCAGACCGUUUAUAAAAGGAGGCGAAUUAAGUCUGGGAAUGAGUGCACCGAUUGGGCAUUUAGAUUUUUAUCCAAAUGGAGGAGAAAAUCAACCGGGGUGUAAUCAGGGUAUGAUGAAGUAUAUUAACCGCGAAAACGGUAGUUUCUAUCAAGGCAUGAGAAGAUUCCUGGCCUGCGAUCAUGUCAGAGCCCACGAAUAUUUUAACGAAUCUGUGAACACUCUUUGCAACUUUGUAGCAAUUGAAUGCGAUUCUUAUGAAGAAUUCUUAAGUGGAGAAUGUUUUUCAUGUUUGAGCGAUACGAACCCUGAUGGUAAAAUCUGUGCAGAAAUGGGUAUGCGAUCGUUGGGCCACUGGAAAAAAUACUCCGCCACUAUUGCCAGUUCCAUUGAUCCUAAUGCAUCGCCACACAUACGUUUAUACUCACUCACAAACGGAGACUCGCCAUUCUGCACGUACUUGUACCGAGUGACGUUGAAUUUGGCUAAUUCGCAAUUGAGCAAAGACCACGGUGGUGAAGUAGGACAUUUUUUGGUGCAACUUGAAGGAACUGAAUCGAAGUCUAAACUUUUGAACGUAUUCAAGGAACAACAUUACAAACCGGGCAGUGUCCACCGUCGGGUGUUUGGGUCCAGUAGUGUGGGUUCCAUCAAAUCUGUUCUAUUGGUUUGGAACCACUCGACCACGAUGAACAUACUAACCUGGAGAUUCGAAGCGCCGGUCAUCUACGUCGAAUCGCUGACUAUCGAGGCGUUCAACGGCGGCCAAAAACUAAAACUAUGUCCACCGAAAUUAAUAGCUUUAGAAGCCGGCCUAUCGUUUAGAAUGAUUCCGUGUUAA